Molecule: messenger RNA, 1476 nt
Organism: Acanthisitta chloris (rifleman)
Lineage: Eukaryota; Metazoa; Chordata; Aves; Passeriformes; Acanthisittidae
Gene: TMX3
Product: thioredoxin-related transmembrane protein 3
Exons: 15
Biological process (GO): peptidyl-cysteine oxidation
Cellular component (GO): endoplasmic reticulum
Molecular function (GO): protein disulfide isomerase activity
Source: RefSeq, a predicted model, not a curated record
UGCUUGCACACUUAGUGGCGUCAGGUGCGGGUUUUGUGGAAGAUCUAGAUGAGUCGUUUAAAGAGAACCGUAAAGAUGAUAUUUGGCUUGUAGAUUUUUAUGCACCUUGGUGUGGCCACUGCAAGAAACUGGAGCCUGUGUGGAAUGAAGUGGGCCUCGAAAUGCGAAACAUGGGCUCUCCAGUGAAAGUUGGGAAGAUGGAUGCAACUUCCUUUUCUAGUAUUGCAUCUGAAUUUGGAGUGCGAGGCUAUCCAACAAUUAAGCUCUUAAAAGGUGACUUGGCAUACAACUAUAGAGGACCUAGAACAAAAGAUGAUAUAAUUGAAUUUGCUAAUAGAGUAGCAGGACCUCUUAUCAGGCCACUUCCUAGCCAGCAUAUGUUUGAGCAUGUGCAAAAGAGACAUCGUGUACUAUUUGUGUAUGUUGGUGGUGAAUCUCCUUUAAAGGAAAAAUACAUUGAAGUUGCUUCAGAACUAAUCGUUUAUACGUACUUUUUUUCUGCCUCAGAAGAUGUGCUGCCUGAGUAUGUGACAUUACCUGAAUUGCCUGCUGUUAUGGUCUUCAAAGAUGGAACUUACUUUGUUUAUGAUGAAUAUGAAGAUGGUGAUUUGUCCUCCUGGAUCAACAGAGAAAGAUUUCAAGGUUACCUUCAUGUAGAUGGCUUUACACUAUAUGAACUUGGAGAUACAGGAAAACUUGUGGCUAUUGCAGUCAUUGAUGAUAAAAACUCUUCAGUGGAACAUACCAGACUAAAGUCUAUUAUUCAGGAAGUCGCUAGAGAUUAUCGGGAUCACUUUCACAGGGAUUUCCAGUUUGGCCAUAUGGAUGGAAAUGAUUACAUUAAUAGUUUACUAAUGGAUGACUUGACAAUCCCAACUAUUGUUGUAUUGAACACCUCCAAUCAGCAGUAUUUUCUACCAGAUAAGCACAUUGAGAGCACAGAAGACAUGGUUCAGUUUAUUAACAAUAUCUUGGAUGGUACAGCUGAAGCACAGGGUGGUGAUGGACUUCUGCAGCGAAUCAAGAGAAUAAUCUAUGAUGCCAAGUCUACCAUAGUGUCUGUGUUCAAGAGUUCACCACUGCUGGGAUGCUUUCUCUUUGGGUUGCCCCUGGGGGUCAUCAGCAUUAUGUGUUACGGGAUCUGCACAGCUGAUACAGAUGGAGAGGUGUUGGAGUAUGAGGGAGCUAAAAAGGAAAGUGGUGAUCGGGAGCUCACAGACGAAGGCAGUGAGGAAGAACAAGAGGAGGAAAAAAAUGGAAAAUAUACAGAACUUUCAGAUGGAGAGCUUAAACAGAAAGACAUAAUGGAAAAGAAGAAAGACUAACUUUGUUUAGCAAACGAAUUCUCUAGAAUUUCCCAAUAGACUUACUUAUUGAAGAUUGUCAUUUAUUGAUGAUCUUCAUGAAAGAGGACCGUUUUGUCUGCGUUAUGGUAGUUUUGGUUUGCAUGUAUUCAAAUUUUCUCAGAAAUUGACA